AUGUCAAAAUGGGCUCGAAUUCAGCAAUCCCAGGUUAUUUUUGACCGUAUCCAACCUCUUUAUAUUCAUGGGUUACCUAUCGAAGUUCGUCAUUUCUUCGCUGAAUGGAUAGAGAGUCAACCAUGGUGGGUGGCUGAAAUUCAGAUAGAAGAUCCUACCCAUCUUGCAUAUGCCAGUCAACUGUUGGCUCAACUGAUUGCCAUGAUAGAAGAAAAGGCUGCCACAGAGUCAAGCGAACUCUACGUUCGACUGAAACUUCGUGAAAUAGCAAAUCAAUUAAAGGUAGUUUAUGAAAGAAAUCCGAUGGGGUUUGUCCAAGUUGUUAGAAAUUGUUUAGAAACAGAAGAUCAACUUCUUCAGGAAGCUGAAUCAGUAAGUUUAAUUAGUGAUUUAUUGGUGUUUCAGACAGGAGGUAUAAAGAUUUUUAUUUAUUCAAGCUGUUUGACCAUGAAACCGUUGCAAUCGAUAGAAAGCAAAGUUCAAGUCAAAAAACAACAGCAAGAAUCUUUUAUUAUUCGUUACCAGGACAACGUUAAAAUUCAAGGUGUCGAGGCUCAAAUUCAACAGAAUCAGUUGAAUCAUAAUCAGGAACUUCAGGAUAAAAAACUGGAUUUGUUGCAGAAAAAAGAAAAAAUUGAAACAUAUUUAAGAGAUAAGGCAGAAUUAUUGUUGAACUACAGAAUUGAAUUAGCUGAUCUGUUGGUAGAUUUGAUGACUACAUUGGCUGAUUUACAGAAUCGUGUUUUAGGAGAUUUACUGACUGAUUGGUUAAGGAAACAGAAACUAGCUGGGAAUGGCGCUCCAUUUGAUAAUAAUUUAUCUAACAUUCAAACAUGGUGUGAAUCAUUAGCAGAUAUUGCCUGGAGAAAUCGACAGCAAAUAAAAAAAAUUGAUUUAUUACGCAGACAACUACCAAUUAGUUUACCUGAAGGCCAAGAGGAUCAACUCCCCUUGUUGAUGAAAACAGCCACAGAUCUGAUCUAUAAUCUUGUAGCUCACACCUUCAUUGUUGAUAAUCAGCCUGCCCAAGUGAUGAAAAAAGACGGAAAGUUUUCGACCAGUAUUAAAUUAUUGGUGGGAGGUAAACUGAAUGUCCAUAUGAAUCCACCAGAGGUCAAGGCUGUCAUUAUCAGUGAGAGUCAAGCUAGAGAAAUAAUGAAAAAUGGAGCUCAAGUUGAUAUAAAACCAUGUGGAGAAAUUUUAAAUAAUCGUGGAACUAUGGAAUAUCAUCAAGCUACUGGACAACUUGGCAUUUCUUUUAAAAAUAUGCAACUGAAGAAAAUAAAACGAGCUGACAAAAAAGGAUCAGACUGUGUUACAGAAGAAAAGUUCUGUAUUUAUUUUUCCUCCGAGUUCAGUCUAGGUGGUAAUGAAUUAAGCUGUAAAGUCUCGAGAAUGUCGCUGCCUGUUGUCGUGACAGUUCAUGGCAAUCAGGAUCCCAACGCCUGGGCAACAAUUUUAUGGGACAACGCCUUUUCAGAUGUGAACCGAGAGCCAUUCCACGUACCUGAGUCAGUACCGUGGCCGAAGUUAGCUGAACAGUUGAAUGCCAAGUUUGUUCAUGAUAAUGGCCGAGGCCUGACGCCCAAUAACCUCCAAUACUUGGCCUCAAAGAUAUUCAAUGAAGGUAUUAAUGAAGAUUUCUCCAAUCGUUUGGUAUCAUGGAGUCAGUUUAAUAAAGAUCACCUCCCUGGUCGUAACUUUACUUUCUGGAUCUGGUUCUACGAUAUGUUAAAACUCACCAACUUACAUCUUGUUAGACAGUGGAGAGAAGGACAUAUCAUUGGGUUUAUCAGUAAGGCACAGGCACAAGAGAAUCUCCUGCAGUCUCAAGUUAACGGAACAUUUUUACUGAGAUUCAGUGAUUCAGAGUCAGGAGGUCUGACUAUAGCUUGGGUGUCGCAAAGACCAGAAGUCUACAACUUGGCGCCAUUCAGAGCCUGCGAUUUUAAAAUACGUAAACUCUCAGACAGAAUCAAAGAUUUAAAUAAUUUAGUGAAUCUGUACCCAAAUAUUCCUAAAGAUCAGGCGUUUGGUGGUGACUACUCCCCUGCAGUCCGUAAGUUGAAGAUUUUGUGUUAG
Molecule: messenger RNA, 2082 nt
Organism: Lottia gigantea (owl limpet)
Lineage: Eukaryota; Metazoa; Mollusca; Gastropoda; Lottiidae
Exons: 16
Coding region: 1-2082 (693 amino acids)
Biological process (GO): regulation of cell population proliferation; defense response; regulation of transcription by RNA polymerase II
Molecular function (GO): RNA polymerase II cis-regulatory region sequence-specific DNA binding; DNA-binding transcription factor activity, RNA polymerase II-specific
Source: RefSeq, a predicted model, not a curated record